Messenger RNA from Peromyscus californicus insignis, 10618 nucleotides. It is a transcript of the gene Jmjd4, whose product is annotated as jumonji domain containing 4. Gene Ontology annotation, biological process: positive regulation of translational termination; protein hydroxylation; negative regulation of gene expression. Bases 193 to 1473 code for a protein of 426 amino acids. Gene Ontology annotation, cellular component: cytoplasm; nucleus. Lineage: Eukaryota; Metazoa; Chordata; Mammalia; Rodentia; Cricetidae. Gene Ontology annotation, molecular function: histone H4R3 demethylase activity; sequence-specific DNA binding. The record is from RefSeq and is a predicted model, not a curated record. The transcript is spliced from 6 exons.
GCGCACGCGCACAUGCUGGGAGCGCCAAGGCUUGAGUUCCUGCUGGAAUGCUGCCCCUCUGGUGUCUGGUUCCGGGCUCCUUUACCGUGGGUUCUGAUCCAAACUCGUCUUAGGAGGUUUCUCGGCCUCCGCUCCCCAUUUGGAGUGUAGUGAGGAGCAGAGCUGGGCCUCCGGGGUCAGGUUCCCCGGUGGAUGGAUCGAGAGACCCGCCUCUUUGCCGAGCGGCACUACCGGGGCCUCGGGGGCCGCGUCGCUGGCUGCAGCGGGCCCGCACCCAGCAGUGUGACCUUCAUUCAGGCGCCGGACGCCUUCUCCUACGCUGACUUCGUGAAGGGCUUCCUGCUCCCUAACCAGCCCUGCGUGUUUUCCAGCGCUUUCACCGAGGGCUGGGGCAGCCGCCGGCGGUGGGUGACGUCGGCGGGGAAGCCUGACUUCGAGUAUCUGCUGCAGAAGUAUGGAGACGUGGUUGUACCGGUUGCCAACUGUGGAGUGCGGGAAUACAAUUCAAACCCCAAGGAGCACAUGCCCUUCCGUGACUAUAUCGAUUACUGGAAGGAGUACAUCCAAGGAGGUUGCUCCUCCCCGCGGGGCUGCCUCUACCUCAAGGACUGGCACCUGUGCAGAGACUCCUUGGUGGAUGACCUGGAAGAUAUAUUCACCCUGCCUGUGUACUUCUCAUCAGACUGGCUGAAUGAGUUCUGGGAUGUCCUCAAUGUGGAUGACUACCGCUUUGUCUACGCGGGGCCCAGGGGCACCUGGUCUCCCUUCCAUGCGGAUAUCUUCCGCUCCUUCAGCUGGUCAGUGAACAUCUGUGGGAGGAAGAAAUGGUUGUUCUUCCCGCCAGGGCAGGAGGAGGCCCUUCGGGACUGCCACGGUAACCUGCCCUAUGACGUGACUUCCGCUGAGCUCCUGGACACUCGCCUCUAUCCCAGGAUCCAGCACAGCAGCCUACCCCUUGAAGUCAUACAGGAGGCUGGUGAGAUGAUAUUUGUGCCCAGCGGGUGGCACCAUCAAGUGUACAACCUGGACGACACCAUCUCUAUCAACCACAACUGGGUCAAUGGCUGCAACCUGGCUAACAUGUGGCACUUCUUGCAGCAAGAACUCCAGGCAGUACAGCAGGAGGUCAGAGAAUGGAAGGACUCCAUGCCUGACUGGCACCACCACUGCCAGGUCAUCAUGAAGUCCUGUACAGGGAUCAAUUUUGAAGAAUUUUACCAUUUCCUCAAGGUCAUCGCUGAGAAGAGGCUUCUUGUCCUGAGGCAAGGACUGAAGGGGGACACAGGGGACAGCACAGGCCUAAGGCUGGGCCUGCAGCAGGCUGCAUUUGAUGUUGGACGCCUUGCAGAUGUGCUGGCCUCUGUGGUUACACAUCCUGACUUUCAGAGAGUGGACACCAGGGCAUUCUCACCACAGCCAGAGGAGCUGCUUCAGCAGCUGGAGGAUACUGUGGCUGCUGCUGAGGCCCUCUAGUACUCUACAGGUCAUGAUAUAGGAAGAAUUCUGGAGGGCAGCUUCUUGCCGCAGGGCCCUGCCCAGGCUACCCUUCCUUGAGGCCUAGGAUGUACCUCAAGGCUGUGCGGGUGCAGUUCUUGCAGUGUGGGCAGACACAGUCUUGCCCAUAUAGUGCUGUUUCCCAGUAUCUAGGCCCUGGAUCUUGAGGAAGGUCCAGCCAAAAUGGGAAUUUAACUCAUGGGAGCUAGAGGGAUAUUCACCCAUUUAGCCUAUAGCAAGCCUGCCAAGAACUUGAAUUGAGUGGUGAUCAUGAAACCGGGUUUCCGUGGAGCCUUCCAACCUCUCCUAGUGAUCCUAGGACUCCUGGGUGAUGGAUAUCCAGUCUGCCUACCUUGGAGGUGACCCUGUGUGACCUGGGACAGAUGGAGAUGCAUAUAUGCAGUUGCCCUCCAAGCCUCUGUGUCCUCUAGUUCUGUCCUGGGAGCUCCAGCAGCUGGACCAGGAAGAGUUAACCAGGAUAUGGCAAGUGGCAGGGGACUUCUUAAGCUGGAUGUUGUUCCCCUGUGGCUGGAGGUACUAGGUGGCUAAAAAACCCCAAAUACUGAUCUAGCCACGUCCCCAGGAUGGAGAUGAUGUGCAGGACUAGGGGGAAGUAGCAUUCUUCCCCACAGCACUCCUUCAAGGCCUGGGCUCCUAUGCUAAGGCGGUGCUAGCCCAUUUUCUGCCCGAGGGCACAGGGCUAAGUCCAGAGCAGAAGUACAGGGAGGCCUGUAGAGGAGACAGAUACCGCAGUCUCAGGCUGGUGCUGGAUGAGGCAGUGCCUCCUCUGUUGGCUGCACUCCCUGCCUAUGCUUAGAUGGAGACAAGCCCUUGCUUAAUGGCCUGCAUGGCUCCACAUAUCCUAUGCUUCUGGCACCUGCACGCCACCAGGUUCACUGUGCUAUUUCUAGGAAUAGGGGGGUUGUGGCCUAGGACAGAGGUGCACAGCCUGUAUGAGAGCCAGCUGCUUACUCUGGGCCCCAGCAUGAACCACUAAGAUGAGGCACAGCUGUACAUACAGUGUUGGACUUGUAGACCUUUUUGGAGACAGAGCUUUGCCUAAACCUGCAGCCUUCAUGAUCUGAGGUGGGGCCUCACAGACAGAAGGAAAUUGUGAGCAGAAUUGGCCACAGCCUUUGCAGAGAUCCUGUGCAGGACCUGGUGCCAGUGAUACACCUUGUCAUCCCAGGAAACCCUCUGGGUAGGGCCUCCUGGGAAUGGUUCUGGAGGAGCCACUUGAGGCUUAGAGCACUGACUUUUCUAGGCACAACCUGCAGAGUGGCACUAAUGCUAGUUUACCCUGUGAGCUGUAGGUCCUACACAGACUAGGUAAGUAAGAAUUUGGGUAGGGGCAGGGGCACCUGUAUCUCUGCCCUGCCUGCCACACGGAGCAGGUCUCCUCUUGGUUGGGACUACUGGGGAGGUGCUGAAGCUCCGUGGCUAGGAGGAUAUCUCUUGGUGUUAGAUGUAGAAAUCAAUGGGAAGAAAAUUAUUUAUUAAUACCUUCAAGCUCUUGGCCAGUUAAACAGUAACACCUCCUGUUUCAGAGCCUUUAGCAGCAGCAUUGUCCCAGGGAAUCCUCAAACAUGAGCAGGUGCUGUGGGAUGGUCUGUAUGGCAAAUGUGUUGCUGAUUAGUCAAUAAAUAAAACACUGAUUGGCCAUUGGCUAGGCAGGAAGUGUAGGCAGGACAAGGAGGAGAAUAAAGCUGGGAAGUGGAAGGCUGAGUCAGAGACACUGCCAGCCGCCACGAUGAGAAACAGCAUGUGAAGAUGCUGGUAAGCCACGAGCCAUGUGGCAAGGUAUAGAUUAAUGGAAAUGGAUUAAUUUAAGCUGUAAGAACAGUGAGCAAGAAGCCUGCCACGGCCAUACAGUUUGUAAGCAAUAUAAGUUUCUGUGUUUACUUGGUUGGGUCUGAGCGGCUGUGGGACUGGCAGGUGAGAGAGAUUUGUCCUGACUGUGGGCCAGACAGGAAAACUCUACCUACAAGCAGGCAGAUAAGCUUACCCAGGUGCUGCCUUUGAGCUCCUGGCCAGGGGUGUAGUAUCUGGGGCCCUGGCUCCUUUCUGAUGUGAAGACACUUUACACAACUGGCUCAGCAACUUAAUGGGCAGUUCGCCUUCCUUACUCCAGAUUUGCAGAAUUAAGGAAAGUUAACACCCUGGGCCAUGUGUGACAGACAUUACCUACUAUGUACUCCCAUGACCAUGCUAACUAGAAAUAACAGUCAGUCCCCAGUCAGAUGAACAAGCCAGGAGGGGCCCUGUUACACAGCUCAGCAGAUAAAGGUGCUUGCUGUGCACAUCUGUUGACCUGAGUUUGAACCCCAGAAUCCAUGUGAAGUGGAAGGAGGUGUAGGGGGAGGAGCCCCUUCAUCUACCUCACAGACUGCCAAAACCCUUGCUUGCACCAAGGCUGCCCCAAUUUGAUGCUUGUGUAAGGACCUCUGCUCAGUAGCUGUCUGUCCAGCCAUGCACUGUUGCCACUCUUGUUGCUGAUCCUUGUAGCUAAAACUUAGUUUUUCGAGAUAUAUAAUCUCCUUAUUUUGCCUUUGCAACUUCCUGUUGCCCCAACCACCAUGGGUACAGCCUUAGUUUACUGGCACAUGUUCCCAUUGUGACAUGGCUAUUCACAAGAAGUAAUAUCUUUUGGAAGAUUAUUUGGAUGGACAGUUAAAUAUCCUCCACCUAGUUAUGCCAACACUUGUAAAGCUUUAAUGAAAGGAAAACGUCCUAAUCCCAAGAAGCGCUUCCUCUCUGCAAUCCAAUGCUCCUGGGUCCAGCCUCAACUACUGACCAAGGUAUUUAACCUCUAUUUGCAGAAAUGGAGAUAAGCCCCCACUACUCAGAUCAGAAUCUGACUAAGGGUGAUGAGUGGGUUCCACAGCUAUUCUAAACAGUUGAGAUGGAAUACGAAAAAUGGGCAAAAUUCAAGCAAGAUCACUAUUGAUUUAAUAUGAAGGAGAGCUAUAACCUUCUCCCCACCAGUCCGGCUUCCAUUCCCCACUGUCAACAUUAUCCAGCUGUGAUCCAGAAAUACUAAUUGAAUGAAAGCAGAUAUUUUGAUCACAUUCAUACAACUUAUAUAGUAUGUUGUUACAGUUCUAUUAUGACUUCUUUUCUUACUAUGCUUUAUAAAUUGUGAUAGGAGCCAGGUGGUGGUGGCACCUACCUUUAAUCCCAGCACUCAAGGCAGGAUCUCUGAGUUCGAGGCCAGCCUGGUCUACAGAGUGAGUUCCAGGACAGCCAAAGCUGUUACAGAGAAACCUUGUCUUGGGAAAAAAAAAAGUUUUAGGUUGAACUUUUAUUAAUUUCAUCCAGUCCUAGCUGAAAUGAACAUCUAAGAAUUAAUUCCUAAACUCAUUUGAGACUAAAGGAAAAGGAAUUGGGUGGAGUGAGCUCUAAAUAAAAGCUUAGAUCUUGAUUUCACUUGAAAAGUUUGGUCCAGAGCUUCCCCAUGAUUAAUUUAGCCUAUGAACAGGUUACUUUAACCUGCUGCAUUUUGUCAUAAAUAUAAUUAAGGUUUGUAUGCCAGAGUUCUUCAUAUAACUAUAUUGCUCUGUGUACUGGUUAGCUUUUGUCAACUUGACACAAACCUAUAGACAUCUGAGAAUAAAGAAUCAUAAUUAAGAAAAUACCUAAGAUUGGUACAUGGGCAAAUCUGUGGAGCAUUUUCUUGAUCAAUGAUUGAAGUGGGAGGGCCCAACCCACUGAGGAAGGUACCACCCUGGGCAGGUAGGACUGCAGUUUGUAAGAAACCAAACUAAGCAAGCUAGGAAGAGCAAGCCAGUAAGCAGUGUUUCUCCAUGGCUUCUGUUUCAGUUCCUGCCUCCAGAUUCCCUGUUUGAGUUCCUAUUACCUGGAAAUAUAAAAUGGAAUAAACACAUUCCUUCCUGUAGUGGUUUGAAUAAGAAUGGUCCCCAUAGGCUUGUGUACUUGAAUGCUUGGUUUCUAAUUGGUAGAACUAUCCAGGAAGGAUUAAGAAGUGUGGCUUUAUUCGAGGAGGUGUGUCACUGGGGGUGGGUGUUGAAGGUUCAAAAGCCCAUCUCAUUCCCAGUUAGCUCUCUUUGCCUCCUACUUUUUUAAAAAAUAUACUUUAUUUAUUUUAUGUGCACAUUUAUCUGUGAGGGUGUUUGGUCCUCUGGAACUGGAGUUAUAAACAGUUGUAAGCUGCCAUGUGGGUGCUGGAAAUUGAACCUGGGUCCUCUGGAAUUCCAGAGUAGCCAGUGCUCUUAACCACAGAGCCAUCUCUCCAGCCUUGCCUCCUACUUUUGAGAAAGGAUAUAAGCUCCAGCAUCAUGCCUGCCUGCCUGCCUGCCUGCUGCCAUAAUUCUGACUGUGAUGCUUCUGGAUUCUAAUCCCCUGGAACUGUAAGCCCUAACAAAUGCUUUCUUUCAUAAUUUGCCUUGGUCAUGACAUUUUGUCACAUCAAUAGAAAAGUGACUGAGACACUCCCCAAGUUGCUUUUGGUCAGUGUUUUAUCACAACAAUAGAAACUUAAAAUAUUCUAUUAUAGUUCUUGGUCAAAUAAAAAUAGAGAUUUCAUAGACAUUAGCUUUCUUUUGGCACCAAAGCCAUGCAUCUUUCCUGCUAGUUAUGAUUAGAUUUUGGUGUCUUCAUCACAGUGUCCUAGGUUCAAUUCCCAGUCAGAAAACCAUGGCAAGUUCUUAGCCCCCCAUUUAAGAAGCUUUAGCUUACUACUGUGUAAUCCUUUUUAUGUCUCACCAAGAAUGAAUGCCUUUAACAGCUAGGCGGUGGUGGUGCAUAUCUUUAAUCCCAGCACCCAGGAGGCAGAAGCAGGGUUUCUGAGUUCAAGGCCAGCCUGGUCUACAGAGUGAAUUCUAGGAAUCCUUUCCUUUUCUUCUAAGAGCUUAAGAUAAAAUGAAAUGCCUAUUAAUGCAGAAUAAAGACGGGCUCUGAUACUUACUAGCCUCAAAAACAUGUAAAAAUUACUUACUUCCCGAAACACUGAAACCACAUAGAUAGUGGUUGAUGCUGGGUGUCUUCCUCAACUGUUUCUCCCUUAUUUUUUUCAGACAGGGUAUCUCACUGAACUUACAAUUUACUGAUUCAGCUACAGUUGUUAGCUACUCAGCUCUAGGGAUCUGCCUUUCUUUAUCUCACUAGCACUGGACUACAGACAUCCAUUGCCAUAUCCAGCUUUUUACAGGAGUGCUGGGGAUCUAAACUCAGGUCCUCAUGCUUACAUAAGGAGCACUUUACGAACAAUUAUUUUCCCAGUCCCAAGAAAGCAACAUCUGGGCAGGGGAUGUAAAGCACCUCGUUUGGUAAAGUGCUUGCCUAGCAUGCAUGAAGUCCUGGGUUUGAUUCACAGUAUUAAGUAGAUCAAGCAUGAUGGUGUAUAUCUAUAAAUCCAGAAGUCUAAGGCCCAUCGAGACUACAGGAGACCCUAUCUCAAAGGAAAAAAAAACAAACAAACAAAGGUCUGGCAUGGUGGCUCAUGCCAUUAAUCCCAGCACUCAGGAGGCAGAGACAGGAGGAUCUCUAUGAGUUUGAGGCCAGCCUGGGCUACAUAGUGAAUUCCAGGACAGCCAGGGCUAUGUAGGGAGACCCUGUCUGGAAAAAAAAAAAAACAGUUUGUUGCCUGUGAGAAACAUACCUAAUUGGCAGAUUCACACAGGAAGAGUAUGAGUGAUGGAGGGAAAGAGAAUGGAACAAAUGCAAAACUAAGCACAGCAAUAAAAAGUGGCCAUCAUCAGGUAUUGUUUCCUUCCUGCUGAGGUGACAAGGUAGACAGGUUUCACUUUUUUCUCUUCUCAAUGUUCACAAGGCAUGACAGGAGAGUGAUGAGUCAUUUUCCCUCAGAUCUACAGGACAAAGUGUUGUAUGGAGCCAGGUUUUGUCUUGUCAGCUGGUGCAUACAAGCUUAGACAAUGACCUCUGUGGGGCUGAAAUUAUUCAUGUGAUCUCUGUGUGCAGGCCUUGCAGUGGGGAGAAUAGAGGAGCUGCCUUCCAAUCAUAAUGACUCACCCAUAGACCACACCCAGCUAGCUGUUUCCUCACACCAGGCAUGAUCUGCCAGAGCACGUGUGGGAAAUUCCCAAGAAGUGGUUGCAUUUCUCCUAAAUGCCUCUGCGGAGCUAAGACUGGAAAAAGCAACCAAAACAGUCUAAGAGGGAGCAGACACUGAGUGAUCCUCCACACCCUGCCACACUAGUUCCUGUGCCCAGCUGCUACUCAUCCAUACACGGGUUGUCCAAAUUUUUCUCCCAAGAGUCCAACCAAAGAUCCCAAGUAGAAGUCGCUGUACUUCUCUCUGCAGCACAGCCAGAAUUUCUCAUCACAUAGGUCUGAGUUUGGAAAUCUGUGUCUUAGUCACAGCCAGAUUUAUAUACCCUUACUGCUUCUUAGGGUGGUUACUUAGCUGGUGAAGAGGAAAGGCCACUGAGACAUGGAGAAAUAAAUACGCAAAUAUCUAUGAUCCCCAUAGCCAUCGGGUUUAGUAAAGUUGUGGCAGAAGAGUAGAGCGGAACAUAUAAAGUAUGUUAUAUAAAUUAGUAUAUAAAAGGAAGCAGUGAUAGAAACAACCCAGGGGGAAAAAAUUCAGGGAAAGCCCAUCCCCAACUGAAGCUUAAGCAUACUUACAAGAAGAGCACACUGUAUAAAUAAUAUAUUAGAUCCCGAUAUGUUGGUUAGCCUCUGAUCUUUCUCCCCAGCUAUGGCCCAUCUCCCUUCUGGGAAGUACUCUUCUUAUUAAACUUUCUCUGCUUGUAAUUCUACCCACAUCCCUGUACAGUUCCUUGUAGGGUGCCCGCUAGACUCCAAUCUUAGCCUGCACCUGAGCACAGCCUGUUUUCUUCAUCUCUGCUUGAUGUCAGCAGUGUCCAUGAGCAUCCCGAUAGUCUGGACCACAACACUUCAUAAAAUAGUUGUAUAAUUAUGUAGUGAACACAGUCGUCUAAAGGUGUGUGGAUUCUCAGGCAUCAAAGGCUGGAACAAUGAUACAUGUUUUGGUGGUAACUAUCAUUAGUUGUGCUACAGAAUACUGAAAACUAUCCAAGCCUCACCUAAGGACAAACAUAGGUGAUGCCAUGGGCUGACACUUCACAGCCAUGUGAAGACCUUCCUUGGAACCCAAGAUAAAUGCAGGAGAUGCGUGGGAUUGUGGCACCAUUGGCCAGUUUUGAUGUCACAGGAUGCCAUGGAACCUUCACCAGGUCCUGUAAGAUAAGGCUGUGGUGUGUGACAUGGUAAUCCCAGAAUCUAGGUUUUGAAACACAAAGGGUACCUUCCUUAGGUGUGAGAUGAAGUAGGUACUGGGGCAUGUAGCAUUCUUAACCACUUUUUGUGGGUAUGAGACCUAGAUGAAGCCUUCUGGAAGCCUCAUAGUAUAAACCCAAGUAGUACCCAGGGUUUUUUUUUUUUUUUUUUUCCUCCAGAAUCUCUUAAGUCUUAUUUGCUCUGAAAAUCUUCCCUAAGCACUAUGGGAUAUUGAAAGGUAACAUUUGGAUUAUGAUUCUGGUGUCCAAUCUCUUCUAGGAGUAAAAUGAGAGACCAUCUUACAUCCCUUGAGUAGAGGAAAGAUGAUGCUAGGGCUUAAAACUUUGAUAUGUGUAAUCCUACAGGAUGUGGAUAGGGAUGUUUGUAGAUCAUAUACUGGUAGUUUUGUAGGGACCUAGUCUAAAGCUUUGAUAGCCAUGUUCCCAGAGGUAGAGUAAGACCUUCCUACGCCAGGCGGUGGUGGUGCAUGCCUUUAAUUCUAACACUAGGGAGAGAGAGCCAAGCGAAUCUCUGUGAAUUUGAGGCCAGCCAGCCUGGUCUACAGAUCGAGAUCCAAGACAGGCACCAAAACUACACAGAGAAACCCUGUCUGCAAAAACAAAACAAAAAAAAAAGUGGGGGGGGGGGGGAUAGGACUUUCCUUUGUCUGAUGAAAUUUUUUUUUUUUUUUAAUAUCCCUCGCUGUCGUGGAACUCACUGUGUAGACCAGGCUGGCCUCAAACUCAGAGACCCUUCUGUCUCUGUCUCCCCAGUUUGGGGAUUAAAAGUGUGCACCACCACACCCAGUUGAUGUUGAGGAUUUUGAUAACAUCUGGAGUCUCAGGCCAUGGAAUGCUGAUGCUAAAUAUUGGGGAUCCUGGUAACCAUGCUCCUGGAGCAAGAAGUAGCUGGGGAUGGGGAGUGGUGUGGGUAACUGAAAUGCUUUAUUCUACACAUUGAUAAGAUUCCAAUAGCAUAACCAAUGUAGUAUGCUACUAUGUAGUAAAAUAGCGGUUACAUAUAUUUUAAUUACAUAUCAUAUGAACUAGUUAUAUAAUAUAUACUACUCAUGUACAAACUAUACGUAUCCUACAGAUACACAUAUACACAUGCAUACACUGUAUGUACUAAAUAAUACUAUAUUAUAUAUUAUACCAAGAUACACAAAUCUCUUUGAAUACAAUUGUAAAAAGUCUCAACAAAAUACUACAAAAUUGUAUCUAAUAUAAAGACACAUUCCAUGCUUUAACCCAGAAAAGCAAUGUUUUCACAUUGUAAAGUCAGUGUAAUGCAUGUCCAUCUCCAGUGUGCAUUAUCACGUGUCUUUCCAUGAGAAAUGAAGUUGGGAGACUUUCUGCGUCCCUGACAGUCUUUUUCUAAACGAGUUCUUUCAUGUCAUUGAAUGAAAAUGGGAAAAUUGAAGGCCUUCUGACAUUUCUUACACUCAGCCUUUUCUCCAGAGUUCUUCCAUGGUUUUCAAAAAGAACUAUAAAAAUUGAAAGCCUAACCACAUUGCUUAGAGCUACAGGCUUUUUUCCCCCUCUACUUAAUGUCUUUAAAGAAAACUGAAAACUUGAAUACUUCUCCCACAUUCCUAUUCAUAGUGUUUUAUCUGGUACGUAUUCUUUCAUAUAAUCUAAAAGAACUGGGGCAUCUGAAGCCUUAACCAUUUUUCUCACAUACACAGGGUUAUUAUCCAGUGUCAGUCUUUCUGUGUCCUUUAAAAGAACCAAGAAAACUUUUUUUCAUAUUCCUUACAAUCACUUUCUGAUGACUUGUUGUCCAAUGAAUAUUUUAGUUUCUUUGAAGGCAAAUGGGAAAAUGUGAUAUUUACCAUAUUUAUUUGUACUCAAAGUAUGUUUCUCUAGUACGAGUUCAUUCAUGUUUAUAAAGGCAAUUUGUAAUA